This is a messenger RNA of Arabidopsis lyrata subsp. lyrata, 2579 nucleotides long. Its product is annotated as protein SON. The coding region runs from base 201 to 2462 and encodes 753 amino acids. The transcript is spliced from 5 exons. The record is from RefSeq and is a predicted model, not a curated record. Lineage: Eukaryota; Viridiplantae; Streptophyta; Magnoliopsida; Brassicales; Brassicaceae.
UUUUUACAAUUUAUCAACAUCACAAUUCAUUGUAUUAGUAUUAUUAUUGUCUCAUGUUUGACUCCACUUUGUGUUCUAACUAAAGAAAACCAAUCGAAGAUGGUCAAUUCUGUCUUUGUAGAAACAUGAUUAAGCAAAAAGAAAACAUGAAUCAUUUGUUAUUUGAGAUCUUAUUAUAGAGUUUGGUUUAAGUUUGUGAGAUGGACUUAGUGUCUGGAAAAGUAGUUCCAGGUUGCUCCAACGCAGGCAAUCCUUUCCAUGAGUGUACUGCUAUCUGUUUUGAGAGAUUAAACUCUCCAGAUGUCCACAAGAAGGAGAAGAAACUCUUUGGGUUUGGUAAGAGAACUCCAAGCAGGGAUCAGACUCCUCCGGGCAGUCCGGCUCGUGGAAGCAGAUCACCUCUGGCCAGCUAUUUCGCCAAGAAGAAGGUUGAGUCAUCAGAGAGUUCACCAUCCUCCAAUGAUCACACCAAUGGUAACUUCUUAAGUCGCCUUUCCCCGCUACAAGGACGCAAGAUCGAGCCUUCAAGCAAUGUCGAUUCGCUACCAGUCUCACCUUCUCUUGCUCUAUAUUCAGGGGGAGACUACUUUGCAAGGAGGACUGAUCAGCGUGGAGAUGAGGAUGAUGAUGUAUCACCAAGGCCUUUUGGAACUCAGCCUAAGACCCCUGAACACCCUCUUAGAACGCCUCAGCAUAGGCCACGCACACCGCAACAUCGCUCUGCGCACCAAGAGGACCCUGUUUUACUAGAAACUAGGCAGAGGACUCCUGAACGUCGAUCCAAUACCUCUGAUACUAGGCCAAGGACACCCAUACAUGAGUAUGCGGCAACAGGAAGAAGACCUCAAACACCAGAAACUAGACCGAGGACUCCUGAUCACCGAUAUGCCACCUCUGAUACUAGGCCGAGGACACCCAUACAUGAGUCUGCUGCAAGAGGAAGGAGGCCCCAAACACCAGAAACAAGGCCGAAGACUCCUGAACACCGAUAUGCCACCUCUGACACUAGACCGAGGACACCCAUACAUGAGUCUGCUGCAACAGGAAGGAGGCCUCAAACACCAGAAACUAGGCCGAGGACUGCACAACAUAGAGGGAGGUCACCUGAGUUCACGGAAAGAUCCCCCGGGCCAAGGUCCAAGACCCCUGAGCCUCAACCUACCUACUUUGAACCAUCCUCAAGGACUCCAAAAAUGCGGUCCAAGACGCCAGAACCCAGCCCUAGGAUUCCCCAAACUCAGCCCAUAUCCCACAGAUCUCUUGACAACGCCGCUCUUCAAAUGCCUCGGACAGUUGAAACUAGGCCUAGGACGCCAGAACACCAGCCCAGGACUGUGCAAACGAAGCCAAGAAUACAUGAAAGUAGGCCAAAGACUGCAGUCUAUGGAGGAAGGUCACCUGAUCACAGGGAAAAAAUUUCACAAACUCAACAAACUUCCUUUGAGAUGGGUCAAAGAUCAUCUCAUGCCUACAAUCAUCUUGAGAGCAAAGCUGAGUCAGUGUACAUUGAGAAGGACGAUGAAUCAGUUCUACUCUUUCCAGAACUGAUUUUGUCACCUCAAGAAAGGCCGCCCUCUAGACUUAUUACGCUUAAUCACCGAGGGUAUGAAACACCUAACAAACAGGAAGAACAUUGUGAUGAAAUGGAUGAUUCUGCAAGCACAGACGACGAUAAAUUUUCAUUUGUGGAUGAUCAUGACGAACACACUGUUUCGUUUUACCCUGAAACCACAUCGAAAUCUGGAAGCAGCGAACAAGAGGAACAAGUUAAAGCAGACAACGAGCCACCGGAGCUGCCAGAUGAAUCACAGAGCUUCAGUCUUGCAGAGAUCUCUCGUAUGAAAGGAAUAAUUACCAAGAAUGAAACAAGGGACGAGAUGCAGUCCAUUCUAUCUGAAUCUUACGUUAGUGUGGGAGACUACAAGGUGAGAGCUAGCGUCUCGGCCACUCUACAACACAUACUCCAGAAGCACGGUGACAUCGCGUCCGGUUCCAAACUACAAUCACUUGCCACACGAUCCUACUACCUCGACAUGCUUGCCUCGGUGGUAUUCGAACUCCAGAAAACUCCCCUGAAGUAUCUCAAGGAGAGCCGCGUGGUGGAAAUGGUAGCAAUUGUUAGAGACGUUGAGUCUGUGAAAAUCAAAGCAGGUUGGCUCAAGCCUGUCCUAGAGGAGAUCGUAGAGGCGGUAAAACACUACGAUGAACACAAGAUGAGCAUAAUGGAGAAAGAGGUGUGGGAGAGAGAUGUGUUACUUGCGAGACAAGAAACGGAGAAACAGGUGAAAGAACUGGGAGAGAAAGAGAAGAAGAUCAAGGAGUGGAGAGCUAAAAUGACGGAGAUGGCUGCGAAGUUAGGGGAUCUUGAUAUGAGAAGAGCUCGUCUACAUAAAAGCUUCACAUUUCUGAGCUCCAAGGUCGACAAGUUUCAGGGGAAACCCCUUCUUCAAGGCAUCGUGUGACCAACCAAAUUAGUCCGAAUAUUCUUUUGUUCAUCUUGUUACCCGCAAAAUAAGCGUUUGUGAACGGUUUGUUUUGGAAAACUUUGAUAUAUUAUCAAAAUUUGUUAUUAGAAGAAA